This is a messenger RNA of Daphnia pulex (common water flea), 1661 nucleotides long. Its product is annotated as polyhomeotic-like protein 1. Gene Ontology annotation, molecular function: chitin binding. The record is from RefSeq and is a predicted model, not a curated record. Bases 501 to 1442 code for a protein of 313 amino acids. Gene Ontology annotation, cellular component: extracellular region. Lineage: Eukaryota; Metazoa; Arthropoda; Branchiopoda; Diplostraca; Daphniidae. The transcript has 5 exons.
UGUAGUGUGUGUGCACAGUGAAAAUUUUUAGCCAAUUGUGCCAGUUGCAGAAAUCGUUCGAUCGACGUUGGUUCCAACAUAUCGUUGUUUUGAGUUUUAAGUGGUGUGGAUAAAUAUUUUUCAACUCGCAUGGUUGUGUGUGUGUAGUGUGUAGUGUGUGUAGUGUUUGAGUGUGUGGGGGUGCAAAGUGCCUUGCGGGGGUGAUAAAUAACAACGGAUCGCUUCCGGCCGCUAGACGAUGAUGGCGUUGUUGUUAUUGCAGUAAGGGAUUAUAUUAUAUCAGCAGUGAAUGGAUACAACAUUCGUCGUCGUCAUCAAAUCGUAAAGAGAAACGUCAAUACGAAAUAAAAAAGAGAAUUUUUCCGCAACGGCGAGAGAUCCACCCGAGAUCUAAUGGAACGGUAAAACUAAACCAACAACAACCCAACAACAACAACAACAACCCAACAAGGACAUAAGAAUUUUCAACGAAAAUUAAGGAGGGGGGCACUGCGUGUACAAUGGGAAGGACCUCAUCACCCGGCCAUCAACAGUUCCUUUUCGGUUUGUUGGCAUUGGGCGUGUUGAGCUGGAGCGUGAAUCCGGCGUUGGGCGCCGUCCGUCGUCCGCCCAAUUACAAUCACGACCACAUGCCCGAGACGUCGUUCACGUGCGCCGGUAAAGUCGUCGGCGGCUACUACGCCGAUCCCGACGCCGACUGUCAAAUGUUUCACGUUUGCGUCCAAGUCGACGAGAAUGACGUGAGGGAUUUCAAAUUCAUGUGCCCAAACGACACGGUUUUCGACCAGGAGAAUUUCAUUUGUGCCAACUGGUUCGAAAUCGACUGCCGUUCGUCCACUUUUUUCUACGACAAGAAUCUGCAACUGUUCCAGCCCAACGUCGAGUCCAAUAAAACAAGCAGUGGCACAUCUUCUUUAUCGGCCGGAACUGAGGAGCCGUCGGAGCAGCAAAAGCGCCAACAGGAGCAACAACUCAAACAGCUGAUGGUCCUGGAGGAGCAGCAGGCCGCCCAGGUGCUCAAACAACAACAGGUGAUUGACCAGCACGAGCGACGUCAACAAGAGCAUCAGAGAAAUCAAUUGAAAAUCAUUCAAGACCAGCAAAAGCAACAGGAGAAACAACAAGGACGAAAAGUGACGACAUCGGCGUCACCAGUGGCCGCCCGAUCCAUCGGCGUGUCAACGACGACAGCCACGCCCUACGUCGAGGAAAAGGGCGAAGAAUCGGUGAUUGAAUACGAUUAUUAUUAUUACGAUUACGACGACAGUUUGGAGCACGGCAAUUUCUACGCCAAUGACGACUACGAUCCUAAAGCUCCUGGGCGGAUCAUCGAUCCUACCAACGCCCGACCUCCACUGCUCCCCAUCGUCCCUCCUUCCACAUCCGUCGCCAAGACGACAACUACUCCGCUGGAACCGACAAAUAAAUCCCAUAAAUUAUAAAUUUUUUUUUAAUUAAUUAAAAAUUCAUAUUCCAAACUUAUUUUUGUUUUGUAAUAAACACACACAAAUUUUUGCACCUUUUAUUAAUUAUAAUGCCCCCAGUGAAUUUUUAAAUAAUAUGAAAUUAUGUUUUUUUUUAUGAAAUCUUAAAGUGUGUCUAUGUCGGCAAUUUGUACAGACAUAAAAAAAAUUUUAAAAAAAGAAAUUCUAUUAUCUAAU